Messenger RNA from Diaporthe citri, 939 nucleotides. RefSeq lists its product as uncharacterized. The transcript has 6 exons. Lineage: Eukaryota; Fungi; Ascomycota; Sordariomycetes; Diaporthales; Diaporthaceae. The record is from RefSeq and is a predicted model, not a curated record. The coding region runs from base 1 to 939 and encodes 312 amino acids.
AUGGAUACGGGUCAUAAUGGCACUAUUGACGUCCACUUUGGUGCCGGAAAUGCUAUCCUUGAUCCUAACGUGAUUGCCGAGCUGCCUGCUGGUUGCAGGGUGAUCUCCUUGGAACGUCAUGGAGCGAGCUUUUGGGCCCAUACCGGCAAGAUUGCAACCACAUCGAGCGACGGCUGCGCCGCAAAUUUCUUCGUCAAGAUUCUGUCUGGCGAAAGCGGCAAGAAGAUGGUACACAGCGAGUUUGAGUCCAUGAAAGCCAUAUAUGCCCUGACGCCGGACUUUGCCCCGAGGCCUAUUGCUUGGGGAAGGUAUGAGUCUCUACCAGAAACGCAUUUCUUCCUGUGCGAGUUUCGCGAGAUGCACGACAUGAUGCCCGAACCCAGUGCGUUUGCCUCUCGCCUCGCGAGACUGCAUCAGACCAGCAAGUCGCCGAACGGCAGGCUUGGCUUCCAUAUGACUACCUAUAGCGGCAAUCUGCCACAGAUGACAGAUUGGGAGACGAGCUGGGAAGUCUUCUUUGCCAAGAACUUGAGAUUUGCACUCGAUCUCGAGGUAGAAGCCAAGGGCCAUGAUCCUGAGUUUGACGAGCUGGUCCCUGCUAUUUUUGACAAGGUCAUACCGCGCCUGCUUCGACCACUCGAGACUGAAGGACGCUCGGUGAAGCCAUGCCUCGUCCACGGGGACCUUUGCUUCUACGCACACAACGAAUACGAAUUCGGCCAGUGGAUGCCAGCUUGCAACAAAUUUGGUGAAGAGUACCUGGCAGCCUACCACUCCGUCGUUCCGAUAUCAGCACCCGAGGAAGACUAUGGAGGAAGGCUCGACUUGUACAAACUGCGAUUCAAUACCCACGUCACUGCUCUCUUCAGAGACAAUGCGAGUUUAAGGGACCAAAUGCUCGGAGACAUGAGAGACCUGGUUCCACGGUACGGCCAGUGA